Messenger RNA from Pseudophryne corroboree (corroboree frog), 1645 nucleotides. RefSeq names its product transcription factor 23-like. The transcript is spliced from 3 exons. The coding region runs from base 202 to 702 and encodes 166 amino acids. Gene Ontology annotation, biological process: developmental process; regulation of transcription by RNA polymerase II. The record is from RefSeq and is a predicted model, not a curated record. NCBI's taxonomy places the organism in Eukaryota, Metazoa, Chordata, Amphibia, Anura, Myobatrachidae. Gene Ontology annotation, molecular function: RNA polymerase II transcription regulatory region sequence-specific DNA binding; DNA-binding transcription factor activity, RNA polymerase II-specific; protein dimerization activity.
AGAGAUAAGGAGCUAUUACACACUAUUACACACUGAUCCUCUCACUGUCCACAUAGCAUGGGGGAUGCAGCGCUGCAGAACACGCCAAUAAAUCACAGGAUACGCUGCCCUCCCCGCUUCAUUCUCCUUAAUGAGGGAACUAUUCCCUGCCAUGGCUUAAAGUCAGUCAAUGGGGAGAGAGGCAUUUGUAGCUGAGGCACCAUGGAGGGGACACAGGCAGGGUGGCAGGUCUGUGCCCCAGCACUGCCAACCCCUACGCAGGGCACGGUGGACCAGAGACUGGACGGAGAGAAGCGCCAGCAGCCGCCCAGCAGGAGACACAAGGUUAUCAGGAGUCAGCCUGUUUCGUCGGUCAGUAAAAGCAGCAAGCCGAGCGACGUGAAACAAUCACCAGCAAACAACGCCCGGGAGAGGCACAGAGUCCGCAACCUGCGCCAAGCCUUCCUGUCCCUGCAGGCCGCUCUGCCCUCCGUCCCCCCUGACACCAAACUAUCCAAGCUGGACGUCCUGGUCCUGGCCACCAGCUAUAUCGCCCACCUCACCCACACCCUGGACCAGGGGAGACACUUACCUGGCACCUGCCAGAUGGGGAGAGGCCCAGGCUACCUGCACCCCAUGAAGAAAUGGCCGAUGAGGGCCCGCCUGUAUGCCGAAGCGCUGGAAUGUGAUUUAUCAGCCGGAUGCCCUUCGCACAAGAACUAGAUGGAGUGGAAUAUUAAGCCUGAAUGGAGGAGAUGCAGGACAAUGUGGUAGAGACUCUGGUCACAGCUGGUCUUCGUCUAAUGAAGGAACUUAUAUUUAAUGUGCCGCUUGGGAGCAACUAUAGUUGGCUGAUGCAGUUUUCCCAGUAACGUAACCCAGGGUCACUGAGAAAAGAAAGAUGAGUAGACGUAGACUUGUAUUUCCUUUGGGUAAAACACCACCAAGGAUUAAGGGGCCUUUGCAUCAUGAGUGCCCCAAUAGCGGCAAUAAUGCCUUUUCUUUAUCGUUGCAAAAAUCAAGUAUUGCUGUAAUCUAUCAUACAAUAUCGUUGAGGCCAGGAUCAGUACGUGCCAAUAUAUCGCUUCCCCGGGCCAGCUGCCAUAACGUCGCCCAUACGCUGGGCCACAGCGUCAGAUUUGGGCUUUCAGUUCCACUGAAUGAAUAAAUAUUAUAGGUUAGAAAAAGGUAAAAUAUAUUUUAAAAUAUUUUUUUUUUAAAAACAUCUAUGCAAUAAAAAAAUUGCUGUAUUCAGAAAUUAUCCGUAUAAGUAUAUUUGUUAUGUUUCUGCUUUCCUGACAUAGCAGUUAUACGAUAGGUGAAAGCCGGUGACUCGCCAUAUAUUGGGCAAAUUAAAGAGAGCGGGACUAGAUUUACUGUACAACUGUUUGCCGAAGUUGCAGAUGAUCGGUGGCUGUGACCGAUGGAUUUAAAGCGGCAACUAAAAUAAAUACUAGACCGGCAUGGUUUAAUAUUGAGUAAGGUUGCAGUUUUAAAAUCAUUGGUCAAAAUUGGCAAUGGAAAUUUGUUUUGGAAAUUUAUGAAAUCUAUCCCCCCCACCCUUACAAUCCCACCUUGUUACAUGUUUGUUUGUUUUUUUAACACACUUCUAAUCUAAUUGUUCUGCAUUGGCAGGCUAUAAGAAUAAUGUUGGUAUUUACCAUUU